Messenger RNA from Dipodomys spectabilis (banner-tailed kangaroo rat), 1875 nucleotides. RefSeq names its product endoplasmic reticulum protein 44 (gene Erp44). Bases 165 to 1385 code for a protein of 406 amino acids. NCBI's taxonomy places the organism in Eukaryota, Metazoa, Chordata, Mammalia, Rodentia, Heteromyidae. The transcript is spliced from 12 exons. The record is from RefSeq and is a predicted model, not a curated record.
CGUGCGAGGCCUCUCUGGAAGUUGUCCCGGGUGUUCGCCGCUGGAGCGCCGGGUCGAGAGGACGAGGUGCAGCCGCGGGCUCCCGGAGCCCAGCCCUUUUCUAGCCUAGCCUGGCCCGUUCCCCGCCGCCGACUCCUGUCCCCGCCAAGAACCCCAGCGUUACCAUGAAUCCUGCAGUCUCCCUCUCCUUACCCGACCUCAGAUGCUCCCUGCUGCUCCUGGUAACUUGGGUUUUUACUCCAGUAACAACUGAAAUAACAAGUCUUGAUACAGAGAAUAUAGAUGAAAUUUUAAACAAUGCUGAUGUUGCUUUAGUAAAUUUUUAUGCUGACUGGUGUCGUUUCAGCCAGAUGUUGCACCCAAUAUUUGAGGAAGCUUCUGAUGUCAUUAAAGAAGAAUAUCCAGAUAAAAAUCAAGUAGUGUUUGCUCGAGUUGAUUGUGAUCAGCACUCUGAUAUUGCCCAGAGAUACAGGAUAAGCAAAUACCCAACCCUCAAGUUGUUUCGUAAUGGGAUGAUGAUGAAGAGAGAAUACAGGGGUCAACGUUCAGUGAAAGCACUUGCAGAUUACAUCAGGCAACAGAAAAGUAACCCCAUUCAAGAAAUUCAGAAUUUAGAAGAAAUCUCCAAUCUUGAUCGCAGCAAAAGGAAUAUCAUUGGAUAUUUUGAGCAAAAGGGUUCAGACAAUUAUAGAGUUUUCGAAAGAGUAGCGAGUAUUUUACACGAUGACUGUGCCUUCCUCUCUGCUUUUGGGGAUAUUUCAAAACCAGAAAGAUAUAGCGGAGACAAUAUAAUCUACAAACCACCAGGGCGUUCUGCUCCAGACAUGGUGUACUUGGGGUCUAUGACAAAUUUUGACCUGACUUACAAUUGGAUUCAAGAUAAAUGUGUUCCACUUGUCCGAGAAAUAACAUUUGAAAAUGGAGAGGAAUUGACAGAAGAAGGACUGCCUUUUCUUAUACUCUUCCACAUGAAAGAGGAUACGGAAAGUUUAGACAUAUUCCAGAAUGAAGUGGCCCGGCAAUUAAUAAGUGAAAAAGGUACAAUAAACUUUUUACAUGCAGAUUGUGACAAAUUUAGACAUCCUCUUCUGCAUAUACAGAAAACUCCAGCAGAUUGCCCCGUAAUAGCUAUCGACAGCUUUAGGCAUAUGUAUGUUUUUGGAGACUUUAAGGAUGUAUUAAUUCCUGGGAAACUCAAGCAAUUCGUAUUUGACUUACAUUCUGGAAAACUGCAUAGAGAAUUCCAUCAUGGACCGGACCCUACUGACACUGCCCCAGGAGAGCAAGAACAAGACAUCGCAAGCAGUCCUCCAGAGAGUUCCUUCCAGAAGCUAGCACCCAGCGAAUAUAGGUAUACUUUAUUGAGGGAUCGAGAUGAGCUUUAAAAACUUGAAAACAAUUUGCAAGCCUUUCAACAGCAGCAUCGACUUACAUGGUGGAAAUAGUAAACCUAUAUUUUCAUAAUUCUAUGUGUAUUUUUAUUUUGAAUAAACUGAAAGAAGUUUUGGGUUUUUAAUUUUUUUUCUCCCCCUGACUAAAAAUGCAUUGUCAUUUAAUAUAGCCUCUUUUAAAAAAAAAAACUGCAAGGGUUUAAAAGAAUAAUAAUAAAACAACAACAACCAGAGGCCUAUCUUCUGUUUAAAUCUUUGCUGUACAAUUUUUAUAAACCAGCUGAAAGGUAACAUUGCCAGAAACAUACCAUUAACUCGCACCACUAGGAUAGAGAAAAUGUAGGGUGUUUCCUGUGUAAAAUGUGCUUUUCUUUCUUCUCAUCUGAUCAUGUCUGUUGGUAUUCUCAUUAUCAUAUUCUAAAAGCUAAGGGGAUAUAUAUUCUGGAUACUUGGGAGGGGAAUAAAUUAAAACUUUCACACUGUG